GCAGCGCUAGACGCCGCACCAGCCCUGGCCCCGGCUUCACCGUCUGCUGCGAUGUGUCUCCUCGUGGGCUCCCCUUCCCCACCCACAUCGCCAUUGGCCCCGUUGCCACCACCACACUGCGCCGUGCCCUGCAACCCGCCUCCAGCGAUGCCAUGCUCACGACCAAGCCGCCGAGGGCUGCCGCAGCGGCCACGGCCCAGACCCCGGCUGCGACGCCUCCCUGCACCGCACGAUGCGGCAAGACGAGUCACUUGCACCCUCCACACGGCACGGCAACGCAGCACCGCCACCGGUCGCCACCCCGUCGGAGCGCCGAGCCACCUGCGUCCUCCGAGGGGCGCGCGGUGUGCCGCCGCAGCACCGCACCGGAGCACCAACCUGGCUGCGCCUUCAGUCCACCCGCGGCCCACGCCGAAACGCCGACCCAGUUGCGCCUCCAGCCCGCCAGCACCCUCCGCCACUGCGACGUCGCUCACCAACAGUGAACACCAUGGAACAAAGAUGCAGAUACACACAUAUAUACACCUGACAAGGAGUCCGAUAUGUUCAAAGCAGCAAAAAAGAAGCACACAAGGAUGAAUGACUGCAAAAUGUUCAAGUGCCUUUGCGAGAUCAAAGUGUGUUUUUGUCAACUGAACUUUUAUGGAUUUCGUCAUUUGAGAUUCAGUCAAAAUUUGUGGAUUCCAUCUCCUAUUUUUUUUUUGAGAAUGUAUAUACAUGAAUCGACUACGAUGUUUCGUUCAUACAUGAUCUUUGUUCUACUAUGUCAGCCUCAACCCUUCACCUCACAACCAUAUAUGUGUAUAUGUAUCUAGCUAGCGGCUUCAAAAAUGCAUGUGGCCAUAGUACAGGGUGUUCAGGAAGCAAUCUAAAUGUUUCUCA
Messenger RNA from Sorghum bicolor (sorghum), 882 nucleotides. Its product is annotated as formin-like protein 5. The record is from RefSeq and is a predicted model, not a curated record. The coding region runs from base 52 to 579 and encodes 175 amino acids. The transcript has 3 exons. NCBI's taxonomy places the organism in Eukaryota, Viridiplantae, Streptophyta, Magnoliopsida, Poales, Poaceae.